Messenger RNA from Didymella exigua CBS 183.55, 669 nucleotides. RefSeq lists its product as uncharacterized. The record is from RefSeq and is a predicted model, not a curated record. The transcript has a single exon. The annotation marks the transcript as partial. Lineage: Eukaryota; Fungi; Ascomycota; Dothideomycetes; Pleosporales; Didymellaceae.
AUGGUCACCCGCUUCAUGACGCUGACAGCGUUUGGCGGCAAGCCCACGCCCAUAGACUGGGUGCUGCGGCUGCGAGCCUAUGGCAAGAAGAUUCGCGGCGACACCAACGCAGCCGGCGUUGUGCAGUGGGUGGAAGACACCAUCAUGUACGGCUACGUGCAGUAUAGCAUGCCCCAGCUGCGCUCUAUGGUCCACGGGCUUGUGGACACGACGCGGAUGGAGCUACGCCGAGACCUGCUGCUUCUUGACGUGGACGAGCUCGGCCAGCCCGCAGACGGCGCGACUCUACUUCCAGCUAUAGAGUGGGAUAAGGUGGUGGACAACCCGGCUGAGCUGCGCGCUGGGUGGAACUUCCUGCAGGACCCGCGCAACACGUUUGGAGGCGUGGAUGGGGGGACUUGGUUAUCGCGUCGCAUUGCCGACGAGGAGAGGCUUCGCCGGACGUUUGUUGACUGUGAAGCUAGCGAUGUGUCCCCUGGUGGCCGUGGGAUUGUGUGGGCGGCAAAGCGGGUGCAGCAGUAUGAGACAGCUCUGCGGCUUUUCCGCGAGCACUUGCUGGUGGCAAUGCACAUGACGGGCGGGCAACCCGCGCGCGGGACUGAGCUGGUGACGGUCACCUACAAGAAUACGCCCAAUGGCCAGAGCCGGGGCGUCUUCGUCGAGGACGGG